Messenger RNA from Lactuca sativa (garden lettuce), 1067 nucleotides. Its product is annotated as ylmG homolog protein 2, chloroplastic. Gene Ontology annotation, biological process: chloroplast fission. Gene Ontology annotation, cellular component: membrane. The record is from RefSeq and is a predicted model, not a curated record. Lineage: Eukaryota; Viridiplantae; Streptophyta; Magnoliopsida; Asterales; Asteraceae.
UUCAUAUGUGGCUCCAAUCCUUACAUACAAUACAUCACCAAAUCCUAUCUUCACCUCCACACUCCCUCCGUGGAGUCGUAGAAAUUUGACAAAAUUUCUGCUCAUUACAGAAUAGCAAUGCAUUCCUCUUCGUCUUCUACAAAGAAUUCAUGUGAUGAUAAUCCAGCUAAGAAGACUGCCAAUUCUUCCAACAAGUUUGUGAUAAUUGGACUACCUCUCUCCACACUCCACACCCCAUCUCUCUUAUUCUUCAAAUCAACAUCCCCCACCACCAUCACUCAUCUCCAAAAAUUGGUCACCGAAUCGUCCAACAAUUUGAUUCAUAACCUCCACAACUCCAUUGAUAAAUGCCUCAAUUUCCUGCAUCUCUUCGCUUCCGAAAAUCCCCUUUUCGCCAAAUUGCAAUCUCUCUCCUCUGAAUACCACAACUUCUGCCAGAUUAACCGCAGAAACCAGAGGAAUUUGAAGUCUGUGUGGAAUCAUGAUUUUGCUGCAAUUAUCCCAGGGGAUUCAGUGGCAGGGCUUGUGGUAUCAAAUGGUGUUCUAAAUUUCUUGAACAUUUACAACACUUUGUUGGUUGUAAGGCUUGUUCUUACAUGGUUUCCCAAUUCCCCUCAAGCCAUUGUGAGUCCACUCAGCACUUUAUGUGACCCUUAUUUGAAUAUAUUUCGUGGGGUGAUCCCACCACUUGGAGGGACAUUGGAUCUUUCUCCCAUACUUGCAUUCCUUGUACUAAAUGCAUUAACAAGCACUGCUUCUGCACUUCCUGCUGAGCUUCCAUCCACAGAAGCUUCAUCAUCAUCUCAAACAAGCCCAUCAUUUCAUACACAAAUAAUGUCUCACUUUACCUCCUCCCAAAAGAAAUGGAUGAAAAGGUUUGAUACAAAAAGGUCAAACGGAUCAAGCGUUGACCACUAAAUCAUGGGAUAAAUGAUACAAAAUCAAGUAAUGAGUUGGAAACUUGUAUAAUUCAAGUUUUGAUAGCCUUUUUGGUAUUACUAUGUAUUGUGUAUUUUUGUAUUGGUAAUCAUUACUUCCAUAUUCGUAUCAUUGAUUUCAUUAGACAA